Messenger RNA from Lactuca saligna, 1886 nucleotides. The record is from the annotation of a GenBank genome assembly. NCBI's taxonomy places the organism in Eukaryota, Viridiplantae, Streptophyta, Magnoliopsida, Asterales, Asteraceae.
AUUAUUUUAAAAGUUCUUCCAGUCCGGAUUUUUGAGCUAGAGAAUAUUAUAGCGAGCUGAAGAGAGACCUUCGAAGGUCCAUCAAUGGCGGAAAUCUCUGAAACCAUGGGAACUGAAUUGUCGCCAUCAGAAGAAGAUAGAAAGGAGAACUCGGAGACAUUGAUAUUCGACCAUAAAACCAUGCGAAAGACAAAACCUGGAUUGAAGCGUCUCGCACUAACCCUAUCUGUUUUCUUCUCCUUCCUGUUGGGUUUACCAUGUGUUCGUAAAUCUCGAUCACAGUACUCCAUCUCAGUGAGUUUAGACUCCGGCAACGAUUGUGUACAAUAUGGCGACGUUGAUCGAGAGAGGGCAUGGAGAUGUGGAGCACUAAGCAAGUUGAAUCAUGAUGAGACCUUGAAGAACGAAGACAAUUUUGAUGAUUAUUUGGAAUCUGUUGUAGGAAGGAACAGGGUUUACACUGUUGUAGUUGUGAAUACUGGUGAAGGGGAUAGGAUUAGAUCAGUGGUGGGGAAGUAUCGACAUGCUUGGAUUGUAGGUAGGGUUUCAGAGAUGAAUGUGCUCGCAGAGAAAGUAGCUGAAAUUUUCAUCAAGAUAUUUGUGAGUGGUCUGAAAGAAGAAGAGAGUAUCCAAGGGGAGUUUAUGCCUGCUGGUGCUGAUGGGAAAAUUGUGCUUUCUUUCAAUUUGUUGAAUGCUGAUCCAAGCGAUUGGAUUUAUGAUUGGGAUUUUCAGGAGGUAGAUGAGAAACUUUUAGCCCCUACACUUGAAGCAUUGGGCCCUAUAGCAAAUAUAAGUGUGGAAAGUCAGGUUCUGUAUCACACUCCAAAAUCUUCAUAUUCUUAUUGGGAUGCUGAACAAGAGAGUCAUGUCUUUAGCACCAAAGAUCUCCCAUUCUUUGUGAAUUCAAAUGAAUGGCAUCUGGAUACUUCCAUUGCAGCUGGUGGGAGGUCAAAGAUUUUGCAAUUUGUGGUAUAUAUACCAUCUGCCAAUGAAUGCCCACUCAGGUUACAGCUUCCAAAUGGAGAGAUUUCAGUGACAAAUGGCUUUAUAUCUCCGACAUGGGGUGGUAUUGUAAUUUUGAAUCCUCCCAACUGCUUGGAAAAUACCAAUAGCAUGCACCCUCUCAUACAUAAAAUUUCUCCCCAGGAAGUUAACCAAAUAUUUGAAGUUUUCAUGGGACAGCUUCGACAAUUAUUUGGUUUAAAAUCAAGUGGUUUCCACAAGGGUACAUCAGGAACAUCUCUUCUUUUAGCCAGUGAGAGAGGCUUUACAGAAUGGGAACUAGAUGUGUUGGCUCGUCAACAUGCAUGCUAUAAUCUUCGCCAAUGUGGCGCAACACUCGGGUCACUUUCAAGAUUGGUGCAAUCACUACCAAGAAUGAUCAUCAAGGAUGAGAUUGGAAAACAGGUGAAGUUUUCUCUCGAGGCUGCAAAGUUAGCUCAGAGUAAUGCAUCACAAGGCAUUUAUGAUGCUUCAGCUGUUUACUCGAGGCAUGCAAGAUCAUUGGCUGAGGAUGCCUUCUUUCAUCCAUCUGUAAUGUCUGUCAGUUACUACUCAUUUGAGCACAACUUUGCUGUCUAUUCGCCUUUCUUUCUGCCACUUUCGCUACAUGUGAUUCUUGCGGUUGUGAGGGAGUUGAAAAGAUACAAACAAGAAACCCGAAAGUAUACAGCUUGGAAAGCUGCAAGAAAACCAGAGUUCUGAAGAUGUAGACCAAUUACCUCUUGUAUUCCAAAUGUUUUUUUUAUACAAAUCCGGGCUUUAAUUAGAUUUCAUACGGAUUAAUGUAGUUUGUUCAUUCUUUAGCAAGUGUUCUAAGAUGGUUUGUGAUUAAGUAUUUUGAGGUUUUGCAAUUCCUAUUUCUCUCAUUUGUUAUUUUGUUCAUG